AUGUCGACUACUAUGCCCGCUGUGCAAGGCCUGAAGAAACGAAAGCGUACGGAUACAGCUGGAGGAUUGGUGGCGGUGGUGAACUCAAGUUCGUUCGAGGCACCGCCGGCCUGGGCAUUCUUUCUGCAGAAUGUACCGGCUGCAAACACCUCCCCGCCUGCUGUCCUCGCUGUUUUCGCCAGACUCUACCAUAAUGCCCUCACUGGGUAUCGGUCUGCACUGAAACAGCACCACAGGAUUCUCGCUGCGCGGGACCGCUUCACAGUGGAAUCCAAUGGAGACUCUGUCCCUGUCGCGAUCUCCAACACGCUCAAGGGCCCCAUGUUCCUCUUCCCGAAGGAUAUCUCUGCGGAAGCAGAGGAACUAACCAAGGGGGCCCAAGAGCAAUAUAUGAGCGCGUUAAAAGUGAUGAAGUCGGCGGCUGUAGACUUCGUUCGUGCUUGUCAUGAAAAGAACGUUGAGGCAAGCCGUACUCUGAUUGACGCUGAGUCCAAGGGAGCCUGCCUUUCGGUAGACCUCCAAUCAUAUGCCUCCCAAAUCAUAAAAGAUGCGGGAUACGCAGACGAUAAUAUUUGGAAUGCAUAUAUCAAUGCGGUAGUGAGUGCAAUGGGGGCUGAGCUCAACGGUAUACGCUUUGACAUUGCCGUGCUCGUCCGUGCAGAACGUGAAGAGAAGGCUGCUAAACAGGCCACUCUCACUACUGCCACCACUGAUGCAGAGAUGCAAGAUGGUACUCAACCCAUCGUCUUCGAAAGCCCCAGUGUCGAAGAAAAAGGACAAGGAGCCGCAAGGGAGAGGAAAUGGAAAAGGAAAAGGAAAAGAAAAGGAGGCAUCCACAGGAGAGCAGGGAGGGAAGCGGAAAUCGAAGAAGUCGAAACCCUCGGAGUCAAACGACACCGACUAGAUGCUUCGCACAUGCCUCCCCCAAUUCCCCACCUCAUCACUACAUGGACACCCCCGCCCGGGAUCAAAUUUCAUUGCCUAAAGCCUGAGACCUACCCCCCCAUAUUCUUUUCUGCACCUUUAACUCUACAAAGCCGAUUCAUUACUGCACGCAUGUCCCCGUUAUUCUAUGAUACACGAAUCACAAACCGUACAUUCCAUAACAUGACCAGUGUGAAAUUGAGCUAUGAGCAAGUCAAAAUGCUGGCGCUGAACUCCAAAUUUGUAUGCUCUUCAAUGAGGAAUACCUACUAUAACAAGAACUUGAAACCUGGCUCCAAGAAAUCAUCACUCCCCCUCCGUUGCAUCAUCGAACCAUCUUCUUGA
Molecule: messenger RNA, 1269 nt
Organism: Laccaria bicolor S238N-H82
Lineage: Eukaryota; Fungi; Basidiomycota; Agaricomycetes; Agaricales; Hydnangiaceae
Exons: 3
Coding region: 1-1269 (422 amino acids)
Source: RefSeq, a predicted model, not a curated record